AUGGCAUUCUCCUCUCCUUUUGGAGUCAAGAAAUAUGAAAGGCACUUGGAGUUGCCAAUGGCUACAAUAAGUCGUGAUCACAACGAGCCACCAAAGGUAUCUUUAGUUUCUCCAGCAAGAGGUACUCGAGAAGAUGGUCAACUUAUCAGCAGGUCGGCCUUCUUGUCGUCAUCCCUCAUGGCCGUUAUGGCUGUCUCUACAACAGGCUUGUCGGCACAACCAUCACCAGCCAAUGCUCAGUCGUCGUCCACAGCAGAAACCGACACUAUAUUACCAAAGUUGGAUUCCUCCGUGGAAACAAAGACCAAUGACAAAAAGAAAUCGACAAGCAGCAGCAACACCCUGGAAGAAAGUAUCUCUGGCUUUAUCGCCGGUGCAUCCUUGGCAACGACCAAAACCAUUGUCAAGUACCCACUCGAUACUGCCACGGUCCGCCUCCAAAUGCCAAGAUCCGACUAUUCUAUAAACCAACCUGGAAGACUCCUCCAAGGAAGUUUUCGUGGCGUUACGACUCCCUUGCUGUGCAAUAUCCCGGCCGGUGCCGUAUUCUUUGCCGUCAAGGAUGCCACCAAGGAAUUUCUCAAGACGUCUUCGUCACAACCACUCCCACGAUGGGCGUCCACCAGCAUUGCCGUGUUGGCGGCUACCGUUCCGUACAUGCUCGUACGCAAUCCCAGUGAAGUCAUCAAAACACGACAACAAGCUGGUGUGGAGGGGUAUGGAGAAGGGGUUUCGGCACUGCAAGCCUUUGAGAAUGUCAAGAAUGAUGGAAACAGCAGUACAUUGGCCAACUUUUAUUUGGGCUACUGGGAAAAUGUCCUCUACACCUAUCCCGCCGAUGUGAUCAAGUUUGUCAGUUACGAAAACUUUUCCGGUGGACGAAAGAAUCUACCACCGCUCGAAGGCGCCGUGUACGGAGCCAUGGCCACGGCCACGGCGCAAUUUCUGACCACCCCACUGGAUGUGAUUCGAAACCGUGUCAUGGCAGGCACAACAGACGGCAACGAGACCAAAUCAUCCUAUGUGGAAAGCUUGACGAGAAUAGCUCAAGAGGAGGGACUGGCAGGGCUGUUUGCGGGCGUGAGCCCUCGUGUGGGCAAGGCACUCCUCAGCGGAGCUAUUCAGUUUGCUACCUAUGAAGAAACAAAACAGACACUUGCUAGCUACUUUCAACGACAAAAGAGAUGA
This is a messenger RNA of Seminavis robusta, 1188 nucleotides long. The record is from the annotation of a GenBank genome assembly. Lineage: Eukaryota; Bacillariophyta; Bacillariophyceae; Naviculales; Naviculaceae.